Messenger RNA from Macrosiphum euphorbiae (potato aphid), 687 nucleotides. NCBI's taxonomy places the organism in Eukaryota, Metazoa, Arthropoda, Insecta, Hemiptera, Aphididae. The record is from the annotation of a GenBank genome assembly.
AUGAAAGAAAUAAAAUUAGCAUUACCGAAAGGAACUUCAUUACCAAUUGAGAUCGAUGAUAUUGACCCUUAUCAAUUAUAUCAAUUAUCAGAAGUUAGUGUUGUAUAUCACAAUCAAUUACUACAAUUUAAUAUCAAAAUACCAUUAGUAGAUCAACAGAAUUUUAUUUUGUAUAAUAUAAUUCCGAUGCCGAUUAAAAUAAAAAACAAACAUUUCGCGUACGUACAAAAUACGUAUGAUUAUAUUGCGAUAAGUCCUUCUAAUGAAUAUUUUACGACCUUUACACCACAACAAUUAAACUCAUGUAAGAAAAUACUUAAUUACUUUAUCUGUUAUGCCGUACAACCGGUACAUUCUAAAAAUUCAAAUACUAACUGUGAAAUGGCUUUAUUUACGAAACAAAAGGAAAAAACGCAAAUGUGUAAAUAUUUAUAUUUUGAGUUAUAUGGAAGUAUAUUCCAUAAAUUAGAAUUUAAGAACACGUGGAUCUAUACCGUAGAACACGAAAAUGUAGUACUAACAUGUGGGGUAGACGAGAGAUCAGAAAAUAUAGAACUAUACUCUAUUCAGAAUAACCUUGCCCACCCGAUCGACGAAAACUCGUCGAGUUCGCGCAUGUCUGUUGCCACCGUCGGCGCUGAUGUCGACUGUGCUGCUGCCGCCGACGCGCUGCAGCUGUAUACGUAG